AUGGACACAGCGGCGGCAGCAGCAGCAGGGCCAAAGGUGAUAAUCAAAUCCUCUUCAAUCAAAACAGAAGAAUAUAAUCAUAAAAUCUUACAAGCUGUUCAGGGGAAAACCAAGGCGAAACAACGGUAUUUGAAGCGCAAGAAGGAGCGCCGAAAAUUGAAUAAUAAAAAUAAUAAAAACAACCAGAAGAAGACUUCGGUUUCCCAAUCUCAAGUUGGAGACGAAGAAGAAGGCACAGAGACAGAAGAUGAGGAAGUGGAGGUAGAAAUGCAAGAAGUAGAUGAAGAGGUAACUGUCCCAGAGGAAAGGGAGAAACGACCCAAAAAACGGCGCAAGUUCUCAAUUGAACUGGAAGAUGUAGAGAUGCAUUCGGAAUCACUGGCACCGCCGCCUGCUCAUUCUAUUCAACGAUCACCAACUCCACAGGCUGCGCUCCCUACUUUCCCUUUACCCGCUCUCCCUAACCCACCGUCAAAAGCUACACUUGCUCUGCAAGGUCUAGACAAAGCCCUGGUCGAUGCUGAUAUAAUUUCUCCGUCCAAAACAUUACACAUACCUCCUGAUGGUAAUAUAGACGGAGGAACAGGUCUCAGUGAAAAGAUGAGGAAACGUUUGGUAGAUUUGGGUAUCACUGAACUCUUCGCAGUGCAGACGUCUUUACUUCCCUUCCUACUCCCUUCUGAUCCUAUGCAUAGGGCCUUGUACCAGCCCUAUAAUCCUCCUCGCGAUGUUUGCGUUUCUGCUCCGACUGGAAGUGGAAAAACUCUUGCAUAUGUUGUUCCAAUUAUCCUUUCUUCUCGUAUAGUAACACGCUUACGCGCGCUCGUGGUGCUUCCGACGCGAGAUUUAGUUAUGCAAGUUCGUGAAACAUUCGAGACUAUCAGCAAAGGUAGAGGAUUGAAGAUUGGGACAGCCACGGGCCAGCAUUCGUUCCCUCAUGAACAAGCGCAACUUGUAGCAGACCAUUCCACAAGUCUCCGAGGGGGGUCUAGCAAAGUCGACAUCUUGAUAUGUACUCCCGGUCGGUUGAUCGACCAUUUAAAGGAAACACCGAAUUUCUCUCUACAACAUCUACGAUUCCUGGUCGUCGAUGAAGCCGACCGUCUUUUAGCUCAAUCGUUCCAAGAUUGGCUCAUACAAGUUCUAGCUGCCACUCGCCCUCCCAAAAAUCCUCUCAAACACACAUUGAAGGACUUAGCAGAUACAACUUUGACUCCACGGUCGGAUACAACGCCCAAUCCCACUCCUGAUGCCCUCGCUCCCGCCUUCCUUCACCUCCUCCCUUAUCCCGAUGUCCCCUCCUUCAUCACUGAAAGAAAGGCAGCAUCAUGUCAAAAACUGCUUUUUUCCGCCACUCUCACUCGUGAUCCAGGCAAGAUCGCAGCAUUGGAACUCCGAAUCCCGAAAUAUUUUAUUGUACAGGGUUCCAGCCCUGAUGAGCAAGAAGAUGCGAUUCUCGAUGUGGUCACGGAAAAAUUCACUAUGCCUGAUACGUUAAAGGAGCAUAUGAUUAUUUGUUCAGCAUACGAAAAGCCUCUCGUCUUUUUCCAUCUCGUCCAUGCCCAUGACAUCACCAACGCCCUGGUUUUCACCAAAUCCGCCGAGUCGACGAACCGACUCGUCCAGUUACUUGAUUUUUUUCAGAAUGCUCGUACCUCCGAAACGUCGAACUAUAAAAAUAUAGUCGUUCAGGCAUAUUCCAGCGACCUUCCUACCGCUGAGAGAAAAGCUGUACUAGACAAGUUCAAAUCCCAAGAAAUACAAAUCUUAGUCUGCUCAGACCUUAUCUCGCGAGGAAUUGAUAUCAGCCACGUAUCCCAUGUUAUCAGCUAUGAUUCGCCUGUGGAUAUGAGGAAAUAUGUGCAUCGUGUAGGGCGCACAGCGAGAGCUGGAAGGGAAGGUGAUGCUUGGACUUUGGUCGAAGAGCAAGAGGCUAGACAUUUUAAACUGAUGAUGAAAGAUGCUCACCACCUCUCGGAAGUGAAGAGAUUGAGAAUCGGAGAAAAGCAACUUGCUCCUCUAAUUCCACAUUACGAGACGGCAUUAUCACAUUUGAAGGACUUAUACUCCCGGUCAUAG
Messenger RNA from Lentinula edodes (shiitake mushroom), 2079 nucleotides. Its product is annotated as P-loop containing nucleoside triphosphate hydrolase protein. The transcript has 10 exons. Gene Ontology annotation, cellular component: nucleus. Gene Ontology annotation, molecular function: ATP binding; nucleic acid binding. NCBI's taxonomy places the organism in Eukaryota, Fungi, Basidiomycota, Agaricomycetes, Agaricales, Omphalotaceae. The record is from RefSeq and is a predicted model, not a curated record. The coding region runs from base 1 to 2079 and encodes 692 amino acids.